ACUGAACAUUUUACGAUCAAGAUUGAAAAAAAUAUAUAAAUGAUAGUAAUUUUCUUGUAGAAUUUGACUACUCUUCUUUACUGUAGCUAGCGGCUGCUCGUGACAAGAAAAAUAGGCAGACUAGACUGAAAUCUUGAAUGGAAGAAACAUGUAUCAUCCUGCAUUUAGACCAUUUUCUCUGACCCGCUUCCAACGAAGGUUCCACAGGGUUGUCUUCAAGCCCAGGAUCAGCUGUUCCCAUCACCUUGAUGUAUCGUUACCAUAUUGUAAUACGAGUAGUCAAUCUCUGCACAUCCAUGUUCAUUCAUCAUUGUCAUCUCUGAACUCUCAAAGAAAUGUAUCAAGAAACAAUGAACUAGCACCCGGGAGAAAGACAAAUCAGCCGUUCAAUCAGCAUCUAAAUCAUUUACGAGCGGUUCAUUUUUCUUCCCACUCAUCUUCACCGGGAUCGUCAGCAACGUUUCUGCGACCUUCGGGUGUUGCUUCAACAAGGCAGCAUGUUCGUCACGCUUCAACAGAGCCCACAACUGCCUAUGAGGCACUGCUGAACUCCCAACCCGUCCAUUUUGCAGAGGGUGUCUUCCAGUACGUCCACUCAUUAACUGGUUUACCUUGGUGGGCCACUAUCGUCGUCACGACGUUCGCGCUGCGCUUUUCCUUGACCCUUCCUCUCGCGAUCUACUCCCAGAACAUCCGCGUAAGGGUUGAGAACCUGCAGCCAGAGGUGAUUGCUCUGGCAAAGAGGGCUUUUGUGGAGAGACUUUCAGCCAGGGCGAAGAACGAGAAGUGGUCUGAGAAGAGGGCUCAACGUGCCUUUGUAGGACUAGUUAGACGAUACUCCAAAGAGCUCUAUGUCAGGGACAACUGUCACCCUGCUAAAGGUUCCAUACUGUUCUUGGUCCAGCUUCCCAUGUGGAUCUUCCUCUCCCUGGCUAUACGCAACAUGACAGGAGCCUUGUCAGAAAGGAUGUAUGUUGACCCAGCAAGCAUAGUGCCUGACCUAGCAACAGGAGGGGUUCUUUGGUUCCCUAGCCUCGUCGCACCAGACCCGACCUUUAUCUUGCCAGUCCUCGUGGGUUUACUCAAUCUUAGUAACAUCGAGAUGCAUGCCCUGCAUAGGGGCAGAGUGACGAGAGUUCAGCGAUAUGUGAACAACACCCUCAGGACUGUUUCCGUGGCGAUGAUCCCCAUUGCUGCCUACAUGCCUUCUGCAAUGGCCCUCUAUUGGUCAAUAUCGGCAUUCUACGGCCUGGGCCAGAACAUCCUCCUGAAGAUUCCAUCGGCCAGGCGCGCUCUGGGGAUGCGCUCUUCGCAGAGUGACACCGACACUCCCUUCAAGGACUUGAGAGAUGAGUUCCUGGUGAGAUACCUAUCAAAGGAAGGAGGGAAGGGCAAAAAGGAUGAGCUGUUGGAAGAAAUACAGGACGGAGAGAAAGCGAAAUCAAAGAAGACAAAGUUAUGACAAAGUUGUCAUGGUGAACGUGACCAGGUAUGGUGGCUCAGUGGUAGAGCGCCCGUCUCAUGAAUGGGAAGUCGUGGGUUUGAUCUUUGACCGAGUCAUACCAAAGACCUCAAAAAGGGGACCUUCUCCACUCCCUUGGAAGCAUUCCAACAAGAGUUCCAAGACUCAAUUGCGAGGCAUACUACAUAGGUUUUCGCAUCCUACCGGGUACCCAUUUAGCACCUGGGUCGAGAGUGGCAAAGUGUGGAUUAACGCCUUGCCAAAGGACGCUGGACCGCGGUGGGAUUCGAUCACACGACCCUCUGUGUUCAAGGCGAGAGUCAGAACCACUACACCACAUCAAAGUGAUCUUGAAAUUACUCAUUUUCAAGCCAACGUACAGAGACAAUAUUUAUGAAAGAUAAAAAUGGAAAUCACUACAAUGUACUUUCAUAUUCUUGGUAUGCAGGUGUACUUUGUAAAGUACUUGUGGUUUCAACUAAAUCCUUCCCCAAGUUUUACUGUGAAAAUGAAAGAAGUGCACCUCUACCGGCCAGUAUGUAAUUAAAAAGCCAUAUUUGAUAUCAGGAUGCUGUUGCUGGCUUUCAGGAAAACUGGGGGGAUUCUUUAAAGCAUUUUUUGUCAGAGAUAUGCAUCUGUUGUUCAUAUUUACCGAGAAAUGUUUUCAAACUGAAAGCAAUCAGUUAUUAAUAGAUAUAAUGAUUAUCAGUUUACACAUCACAGGUAAAAGUGUAUUUUGGUCAGAAAUGAAUGGCUAAGGUUAAUAUUAGCUGAGGUCGGGUUUGAACUAGGACUGUGGUAGGAAUUGAAACUAGACUUCUGCUGAUGAGAAAAACGAAUCAAUUAAUAACAUGUGAAAAUGACUUUCAGCUUAAUAGGGUGAAAGAGGGGGGGGGGGGUCUGGGUAGCCUAACAGGGCAAUUAUGCCCCCAAAAUGUGCAAGGUCCUUUUUGUGCAAUCUUUGUUAAGUAGACAUAGAUGCAUUGACAAGACAUUAGUUUCAAUAAAUAGGGAAUAUAAAUCAUCUGGUCACAUUAAAACUGUGACUUCAAAAUGACUUUGAAAAUUCUAGAUAAAAUGUGCAUUAUUGGUAAAUUUACAGGAUAACACUCCCUUACACAGCUAUCAGCAAAAGAUGACUCUUAAAUUUAAAUGUUCCCCAUCAUAAAUUGAUGUCCCUGAUAGAAAAUAAAAACAUUCAAUUGUAAA
Molecule: messenger RNA, 2671 nt
Organism: Lytechinus pictus (painted urchin)
Lineage: Eukaryota; Metazoa; Echinodermata; Echinoidea; Temnopleuroida; Toxopneustidae
Product: cytochrome c oxidase assembly protein COX18, mitochondrial-like
Exons: 5
Coding region: 149-1462 (437 amino acids)
Biological process (GO): mitochondrial respiratory chain complex IV assembly; protein insertion into mitochondrial inner membrane from matrix
Cellular component (GO): mitochondrial inner membrane
Molecular function (GO): membrane insertase activity
Source: RefSeq, a predicted model, not a curated record